GAACCUCCGAAGUGUGGAGUUUAGAGGAGGACAGAAUGAAGUCGUUCGUCUGCGAGCACAAGCACUGCAGUGCAUUCUGUACUGCAGAGAGUAAUUCAAUCAGUUUAGGGAGUAGGGCAAGAGAGGACUACCGAGGAUUAGCUGGCUCUGCUACAAGCGUCCACAGCUGGCUUGCAAUGCUUUUAGGCGCUGCGCUGACAGGUGCACCAUUGCCAGCAUUGGCUCUUGCUCGUGCCGUCUCAUUACCCAUACGUGAUUUGCUCACUGUCCGUCAUGGCCUCGUGUUACAACUUGCCCUACAUUCCCCAAGCUCAUCCAAGCAGCUGCUGCAUGGCGUGCCGUACCUCUGCCCAGGCCAGGGAGAGACGCUGCUGCCCUGCCGUCCAAGCCCUGUCAGACCAAUUCGGCUGGGAAGAGCCUUGGAAGGACAGAGGACCAGAGACAGAGAACGGUGUUAGCGUUCGAAGCAUUGCUGGACUCAGCCUCACCUUUUUCGGCUAGUCGAUUAUGUUUGUGGAGCAGUAGCGUGGUUGCUGUUUGACAUAGUAGAUGCUAUGUUCUGGUGUUCGCAAGAUGUGAGAAAUAUUUCGAAGGACGGAUCGAAGACAAGGCAAGAGGUGCGUGUAUUGAAUGUGGCUGGUCCCAAAUGUAGUGUUUCCCGUGUCCCCUUGUCGCUUGGACCAUGAAACCGAGAAGGAAGGGUGGAAGUGGGUGCCUCGUAGGUGGUAGUGACUCGUGUUGUACGUGCACAAUGGACGAUAGGCGGAAUACAACUGCUGGUGCUCAAAGACCGUGGAUAGUUCGUGUACUUGUGGUUGUGACGUUGGCUGCCUGCUGCGGCUCAUUGGACGGCGUAGGAGCGAGCCCUGUACGGAUGAGAGUGGGACGUUCUGCAAAGUCAAAACGAGGGUUAUAUAUCCAAUGGCCGCUGAAAGCUCCAAAGUCCAAUCCGUUCAACACGGCUAAGAAAUGCUCGACGUUACAACCUCCCGGCGGCAAUGCAGUGGGUGCACCGGGCGCAGUGCCAUCGGCGGCAUCACUGCUACAAACACACCCACCGCCUGCACACUUCAACAACCAGCAAUACCCAGCCAGUCAGUAUGCGGAUCCAGUACCGCCCGCACAAGGUGGUCAGGCACCACCGCCAGCAGCCGGUGCUGAGCCACCACCGGCAGACCCAGUGCCCGUAGAUCCAGGCGCGGCGCCGGAACCAGUCAGUUUCAGGAACCAGAGGACUCUACCUUGGAGAAAGGUGCAGAAAAGCUAAGGCGGUGGAAAGCAUCACUGUAAGAUGGCAGGUGAUGUACACAGCCCCCCCCCCCUCCAUCAUGUACUCUGUUGACAACAUACUCCAAAUUCUAAUCAUAGCAACGAAAUACGAAUUCCGACUCCCAAAAGCUAUUCAUAACGUUUCACUCUUCAUACAAUCAAAUCAUUUUUCUGUAGCAUUUCACAUGUAGCCUCCAUUGAUCACAUUGGAUCUGUCAACCUGUUCUCCAAUACUGAAUCUUCAUUUGAGUUUAGGACUUCACAAUCAUAGGAGUAGAGUCAUCUCUGAUAGGCAAGGUUUCUCCGAUUCACAAAGCCUAAGUCUAGUGUGUCGGGUCAUCGUCAAGGCAACACACAACACUGUCAUUGGCCUGUAGGGCCUGGGUGAUGUUUUUUUCACUGAAUCAUAUUAAUUUUCUCCUCAAGAUGUGACUGUAUCUUGUUUUUAUUCUCCUAUUUCUCAUGUUCUAGUUUUAGCCAGGAUUGUCUGGGUGUACGUGUAGUUCGAAACAGAUUUGUCACAAUUCUAAUUUCCUAUAGCAGGAGCAUUUUUGAGUACCGCAUUUGGUGACUCACUUCCUCUGUCCAUUAAAUACUGCCUUAGAAGUGGCAGUCUUGCACAAUG
Sycon ciliatum is the source of this 1894-nucleotide messenger RNA. RefSeq lists its product as uncharacterized. The record is from RefSeq and is a predicted model, not a curated record. The coding region runs from base 683 to 1267 and encodes 194 amino acids. NCBI's taxonomy places the organism in Eukaryota, Metazoa, Porifera, Calcarea, Leucosolenida, Sycettidae. The transcript has 3 exons.